AUGAAUAAGGGUAAAACCAAUCAUAGACGAGCAUAGUCUAAUAAUGAUUUUCAAUAAAUAAUAAGUUCUAAAAUAAUUCAAAUGGUUGAAUAAAAUUCUCAUAAAAAUUUACUGAAAAAUCAAAGCUUUGGUAAUAUGUUAUUCCAAAUCCCUGAAUAGACUGAUAUCUGUUCAUCAACAGAAUAAUCUCAUCAUUCCUAAAAGAAGAGUUGUAUAAAUGAUUAUUUGCUAUCAUCUAAAAAGAACUUUUCACAAGAUCAAAAAGAAAAUUUAAUAAAUUCCAAUUCUUGUACAAACAUUAUCUCAUCAAUUUAAUACAUGAUUAAAAGUAGCCAUCCAAUAAAGGAAAUAGCAUAGAAGUCACUAAAUAAUGAAAGUUAAAGCAAGAAAAAGCACCUUAGUUUUACGAGUGAAUUACAGAAGAAAAAUAGCUAAAUUCUCCAUUAAUCAAACAAAAUAGAUAUUUCAUCAAGUUUGACUCCAGAUAGAAAAAAAACAGAUAAUAAUAGUAAAUAGAAUAGUCAUAAAUAUAAAUCUGAUUAACAAGAGGGUCAAGAGAAAUAAAAAAUAGAAUUAUCAAAUUUCUUAUUAAACAAUUUAUUAAAGGUGGACUAAAAAAAGAAAUCGAAUGUAGAAUAGUAAGACUCUUUUAGAAGAAUGGAAUUUCAGAUGAAUAAGAUCUAGAAAGAUAUUUCUAAAAUUAAGAAAAGACAAGAUGAAUUGGAUUUGUUUAAUAAGAAUAUAUAGAAUCAACUAUUUGAUUUUAUUUCGGAAAGCAGAAAAUAUUAAGAUUAUGGCUAUAAAUCUCUCUAAAAACUCGAAAAAUUAGAACAAAUAACCAGAAGGAAUGAAGAAUCAAUAAAAAUGUUAAAAUAAAAACUAUUCAAUAAUGAAAUUUAGUAGAUUACUACUAAAACUCAUGAUAAUAAUAUCAAUUUUGGUAAUAUUUCUUCUUAUAAACAAGAACUUGAUAUACAAAAAAAAUUAUCUGAUUUUAAGUAUAUCAAUAAAUAAUGCAAUUGA
Messenger RNA from Paramecium tetraurelia, 1023 nucleotides. RefSeq lists its product as uncharacterized. Lineage: Eukaryota; Ciliophora; Oligohymenophorea; Peniculida; Parameciidae. The record is from RefSeq and is a predicted model, not a curated record. The transcript has 3 exons.